UCUAGAGAGAGAGAGAGAUGGGGGCGGGUGGUGGGGAGGAGCAGCAGGAGAAGGAGAAGGAGAAGUGGGGAUUGUCGUCGAUAUCGCUGGACGGGUUGCGGGACAAGAACGUGAUGCAGCUGAAGAAGCUCAACACCGCCCUCUUCCCCGUCCGAUACAACGACAAGUACUACGCCGACGCCCUCGCCUCCGCCGAUCUCACCAAGCUCGCAUAUUUCAACGACAUCUGCGUUGGAUCAAUUGCGUGUCGUCUUGAGAGAAAGGAAGGAGGGGCCAUCCGUGUUUACAUUAUGACAUUGGGGGUUUUGGCACCAUAUCGUGGCCUAGGAAUAGGCACCAAGUUGUUGACACAUGUUUUGGAUCUGUCCGCAAAGCAAAACAUCUCAGAGAUUUACUUGCAUGUCCAGACAAACAACGAUGACGCCAUCGCAUUCUACAAGAAGUUUGGAUUUGAAAUCACAGAUACCAUCCAGAACUACUACACAAAUAUCACGCCGCCGGACUGCUACGUUCUCAGUAAGGUUGUUUCUCAUGCUAAUCCGAAGAAAUGAGUCUUGGUUAAUUCUAUGGCUGUUUCUCAUGUUAGUUGGCAGAAGUCAGUCUGGGUUAUUUUCCCUUAAUGAAAAUCUGAAUUAUCAGAGGGUAAAAGUGUAGUCGUCAUACCUAAGGUGAGGUGUUGAACUGCGAUAAAACAUUCCAGGCUUUGAGCAUUAAUAUUUAAUGGCUCUGUUGGACCUUUUUCAAAAAACUUGCUUUCGGUUCUGCUUUUA
Messenger RNA from Ananas comosus (pineapple), 770 nucleotides. RefSeq names its product N-alpha-acetyltransferase 50. Gene Ontology annotation, molecular function: N-acetyltransferase activity. Gene Ontology annotation, biological process: mitotic sister chromatid cohesion. The transcript is spliced from 3 exons. The coding region runs from base 18 to 551 and encodes 177 amino acids. Gene Ontology annotation, cellular component: cytoplasm; NatA complex. The record is from RefSeq and is a predicted model, not a curated record. NCBI's taxonomy places the organism in Eukaryota, Viridiplantae, Streptophyta, Magnoliopsida, Poales, Bromeliaceae.